Ectocarpus sp. CCAP 1310/34 is the source of this 4093-nucleotide messenger RNA. The record is from the annotation of a GenBank genome assembly. Lineage: Eukaryota; Phaeophyceae; Ectocarpales; Ectocarpaceae.
AUGAAGUCUCCGUUCCAUCAAAUCACCGUCCACCGUGACACCAUCCCGCUCACGGCGUUUGUUACGUCUUCUGGGAUUUCUGAGUGGAAGAAAAUGCCUCAAGGUAGUUCUGCCACUCCUGGAUGGUUUUGUAAGGUCGUCAACGAAGUCAUCACCAACCUUCGCGGUGUCGCUUCGUACUUGGACGAUUUGCUUGUUUUUGAUGAGACCCCAGCUGCUCAUGUAGCAACCAUUCGCUCUCUUUUCGAAAGAUUGAGUUUGCACAAUUUGAAAUUGACGCCUCCCAAAGCGCCACUAUUUGCGCCACGGAAGCGGAAUUUCUCGGGCACACCGUCUCUCCAGACGGUGUCAGGCCUAAUGGUGACAAAGUUGCUGCGCUCACCAAAGUGCCUCUGCCCAAAGACACCAAGCAGCUUUGCGCUCUCCUGGGAGGUCUGAACUUCUACCGGAGGUUCCACAAAUGGCUAAGCGUGUCCGUCCCCUUACUAACCUUCUCAAGGAGAACGUGCGGUUUGAGUUCACGGAUACUAUGGAAUCCCCCGUUCGGGAUCUCCUUGCCGAAUUGGCAACUCCGCCAUUUUUGAUAUAUCCAGACUGGGAUGCCGUCUCUGACGGUCGCGGCCCUUUCCGCCUCUAUCGUGACGCGAGCCGCCAUGGGUUUGGUGGCACUCUUGAACAAGAGCAACCUGAUGUUUCUAUUCGGCCUAUCGUUUUCGUCAGUCGAGCGACUUUGGAGUCGACAAUAAGCGUCAUUGGACUCCUCGAUCUAAAUGCCGGCAGCAUCACUUGGUGCAUUAAACGUCUUCGUGGGUAUCUCUGGGGUACCCACUUUCAAGAUUUUCACCGACCACAAGUCUCUCAAGCAUUUGGUGAAAUUUCGUGACAACAACGCCCGUGUACAACGUUGGCUGGAGUUUCUCACCGCGUACACCUACACUCUUGAGUACCGCAAAGGUUCCACGAAAGGUAACGCCGACUUCCUUUCUCGCUUGCCCAUGGAAGCUACCGAGCGUGACCGUUCUGGUCGCAGUCGUUUGACUCCAACGGCAUUCGAUGAGGCUGUAUUUUUCAUCCGUAUUUGCGGUCUUCUGCCUUCUGGCACCCGUGCGGGUGUUGACUUGGGUAGGCUCCUUCCGUCUGUUUUGAGCUUUGUUUUGGGUGGGCUAAAACCUUCUCCCGCUCACUUUGCUGACUUUCGGGACCAUGGUCCGCGAAUGACUAGUCUACCCCUGACGCUUCUUCCGGGUAAAAGUUGGUGCCGGACUUGCCGCCGACCGUCACCGGUGCCUUGGGUUAUGCGGUUGGUCACAAUCGUCCUCCCUUGGUUCCGUCCGACCAUCCUGUUUUCCUGCCCGCACAAGACUUUCCCGUGGAAAAUGGGGGCGACAACGUGCGUGUUCCCUCUUGCAGAGUCUCGCGCCCACCUUCACUUGAUCCAGACGAAGUGAUUUCAACACGAACAUGUAGGCGUACGGCAGCUGUUAAUCGGGUUUGUCGGGCUCUGAGGAUACGCCUCCUGAACCUUCGGUGACCACUCCUGUGACUGUUGCACCUAGUGCAUCUCCUUCGUCGGAUCGCCGAUCGAUGGAUUCCGUCAGUCCGACGCCCUCGGGCCAGGUUUCGCUAGCCACUACUCGCGUGAGUGCGUCCACAUCGGCGUCCACAUUGGCUGGGGUUCUAUGUUGCCACGAAUUUCAUUUUACGAGCGCGGUACACUCACAAGAGUAUAAAUUAAGUAUAUAUAUGAAGUAUAGACUGCACUCCAUGCUCAUCCAUCAGCUCCACUUAUACAGCGCGACCCCAACGAGAAAACUAGUUUUGCCUGCGGGAAACGCUCACUGCAUAUGUGGUCUGCCUGCCGCCGUCUCUGGGAGUAGCAAGGUUGGUACCAUUCGCCUGGAAUGUGUUUGGCUAAAGCCACAUUUCUCUCUGGAAUUCCUGACCACGACGACUCCUUCAAUGUCAAGACAAAACUACAAUAAAGGCGAACCAGAGAGCUCCUCACGACCAAGGUUCCUGUUGGAUUCCUCCUGCAGUCCGCUAUCGCACGUUGUCGUCGCGUCAUUUCGUUCUUCAGAUUUAUUUUCUGAAGUGAGACCAUCACAACCACGAACAUACGCCAUGUAACUCGGCAUUUCAGGUUUAGGUUUAGUUUUUUAGGGUUAAGGCUAAGGUUAGGUUUAGGACUCGUCUUUUUAUUAACAGCUUCUCCAACCCAUCCUUAUUACAGAGCUGUUGCAUGCCAUGCGUACCUCCAUUCGAUAAACGGAACUGCACCUAUCCGUGCAGGUGUUCAGAUCAGACAAGAUAUGGCUCGACAAGACGAAGCAAGGCGAAAAUACAUCAGACUACCUAAAAUACUCCCGCAUGUACGGCGGCAGAGCGUGUGCACCACCGGAGCAGCCGCAGAUGAUAUUCAGCUAUUUAUGGUGUGGCGAUAUCGCAUCGGCAAUGAAUUUCAGACAAACCAUUCCACAAGUAGGGUCCGACGACUUGAACGUGUGUUUCAUUUAUUGUUUUUUCUGCUGCAUGCAGUCACUACUUUGCAGAACCGGGGGGAAUGUUUGUAUGUUUGUGAUUCUCCUCAGUAGUGCUGGUUUGUUCGGAACUAAUCUGCCGCCAUCAUCCCCUCCGAACGCGCGACCUGCCCUGCACCACUGCCGAGUCAAUCCUCUCGGAGCGACAAUUGUUCUUCCCCCAAGUCAGGCGGACGCAAACAUCGAAGCUCGAGCCGCGGCCAGCCGGAAAAGAUGGCGGAAGGCGACCGCGGCGGAGGCGUGCGAAUUGUCCGCGGGGGGGAAAACAAUGGCUUGGGCAAUGGGUUAUUAAGCGCUGGAGCUUGAUGAUGCGCCGGCAAAUGUAGGGGUUUCGAGUAUUGUUUUGUUUUGGUAUUAGAUUGGAUUUUGUGUUGAUGUUGUCUUUGUUUUGGUAUUGGAUUUUGGUUUUGGUUUUUGAUUUGGUCUGGACUUUCGGACUGGAACUGUUUGGUAAUGGAUUUUGAUUUGGUUUUGGUAUUAGCUUUUCGGAUUUGCAUAAAUAUUGUUUUUUCUUGAGCUUUCGACUGGAUGGACUUUGAAUGUGUUAUUUUGGUCUGUGUUUCUGACUCCAACCCCUUCUCAAAUCAGGGGGGCAGAUCCCCCCGAGAAGAGGGGCACACUAUCCUUUCAGGAGGAGGAACGGAAAGCUGAUGUUUGGUUUCUGGAGUGUUACAAUCAAGAAAUAUUCGCGUUUCACCUGCGGAAGUUGUCUUGACGUUGACCGAAUGUUUUGGGGAUAUUGUUUGAUCGGAAUUGUGAGAGUAGCAUUCGUUCCUGGUCGCGUUUUAUCUGCGAACUGGGUACAUUCUGUGUGUUCGGAAGCAUCAAACAUGCAUAUUUUAUCCCUUGCGAAAUUCAUGUUGUCUUGGUAUUCAUGUAGGAUUUGGGGAUGACUGUAUGCAUCUGCAGUAUUUCGAAGGCGAUUAUCCAGGAUUGAUCAUUGUUUUGGAAAAGAAUGAUGGAAGAGUUCUUCCAUAAUUAUGUUAACAUGAAUGGGUUGUUUAAUGCCUUUGAGACGUAAGGGAUGAAAUGUAUGGCGAAUACAAAUGCGACGAGAUGCAGAGAGAGCAGAUGGACCAAUAGCAAAGCGUUUUCUGAGUUGAAGGAUGAAGUGUGCUAAGAGACGUUUUUGGUUCAGGAAUAUUUGCAUAAUCGAGUUUUUGGUUCAUUGUUUGUCACGGACGAAUAGGAACGACGUUUUGGUUCGUAAGUGGAUUUAUGUUGCCUUGCCGUAUCAUUACGAUGCAUACGAGCAGGGGGGCUGUUAGAUAUACUCGUAGCAUAGUAAUGUGGUUGAGUAUGGGACAUGGAUCUACGGAGAUUGCAGUUGGUAGAUCGCGGAGGAACAGGGAGUUUCUGCUUGGUUUCUUCGGAGAUUCGAUGAGUGAUCUGAAUUGCGUGACGGAUAGGUGUGGUGACGCACUCUUCGGCUGCUCGGCCUCGAGUGGUCUCUGCCCUUCCCUCUUCCCUCUAAUACAAGACUUUCCCAUCUCGGCCCUCACUGGCCGAGCUGCCUUUCUCCACAAACCUACAAGCUUCGGCCUACCCGGUUUAUC